Molecule: messenger RNA, 2829 nt
Organism: Diceros bicornis minor
Lineage: Eukaryota; Metazoa; Chordata; Mammalia; Perissodactyla; Rhinocerotidae
Gene: SLC25A21
Product: solute carrier family 25 member 21
Exons: 10
Coding region: 367-1266 (299 amino acids)
Biological process (GO): transmembrane transport
Source: RefSeq, a predicted model, not a curated record
GCGCCGCCGCCGGAGCUCCAGGCCGGUCACCCGCGCCAGGCGUUAUCAGGGGCCGCGCGGCCGGCGCACGGGCGGCAGGAGGCUCCCGAUAGGGGAGCGCCUGGGCGCCAAUCGAGGGCACCAGGCCGGCCCACCCAACCCGGCGGCGGGUCUCUUCUCCCCCAGGUCCCCCCGGGAGCCCGGAGAGCCGCGCGGGGACAGGGGCCGGGAAGACGCGCCGGGCAGGUCGGGCCCGCAGCGAUCCCGCGGCCGGUGAGCGCACUGAGCCGCCGCCUCCGAGCAGGCGCCGGACUGCCGCCUCGGGGAGCGCCUGGCCUCUGGCUCCGGGCCCACGGCUUGCCCGCUCCGCCGUUCCCGGUCGCGAAGAUGUCGGCCAAGCCCGACGUCGGCUUCGUGAGCGAGGCUUCUCGGCAGAUCCUGGCCGGCGGUUCCGCGGGUCUUGUGGAAAUCUGCCUGAUGCACCCCCUCGAUGUGGUGAAAACCAGGUUCCAGAUUCAGAGAUGUGCAACUGAUCCAAACAGUUAUAAAAGCUUAGGAGACAGCUUUCGAGUGAUUUUCCGAACCGAGGGGUUGUUUGGUUUUUAUAAGGGAAUUCUGCCACCCAUCUUGGCUGAAACACCAAAAAGAGCAGUGAAGUUUUUCACCUUUGAGCAGUACAAGAAAUUGCUAGGAUAUGUGUCACUGUCACCAGCGUUGACAUUUGCCAUUGCUGGACUGGGAUCUGGACUAACAGAAGCCAUCGUGGUUAACCCUUUUGAGGUAGUAAAAGUUGGCUUGCAAGCCAAUCGGAACAAAUUUACAGAGCAACCAUCUACCAUGAGUUAUGCAAGACACAUCAUUAAGAAGGAAGGCUUGGGACUCCAGGGCCUCAACAAAGGAUUUACAGCAACUUUGGGACGUCAUGGGGUUUUCAACAUGGUUUAUUUUGGCUUCUACUACAAUGUCAAAAACAUUGUUCCUGUCAAUAAGGAUCCAACCUUGGAGUUUUUGAGAAAAUUUGGGAUUGGUCUUCUCUCGGGUACAAUAGCCUCAGUCAUUAACAUCCCUUUUGAUGUUGCCAAAAGUAGGAUUCAAGGGCCUCAGCCAGUUCCUGGAGAAAUCAAGUACAGAACCUGUUUUAAAACAAUGGCAAUAGUCUAUCGGGAAGAAGGGAUUUUAGCUUUGUACAAGGGCCUGCUUCCCAAGAUUAUGAGGCUUGGACCAGGUGGUGCAGUGAUGCUGCUGGUUUAUGAAUAUGCCUACUCAUGGCUUCAGGAGAACUGGUGAUUGCCUAGGAAGGGUUUUCCCACUUGAAAUAAUGCAUAUUUACUAAAUAGCACCAUGACGAGAGACUAUCAAUCAGCUAAGUUGAUACAAUUAUAAAUUAUAAUUAUACAAUUAUAUACAAUUAUAAAGGGGAAAACAGUUUGUUCAAGAACAAAACUUAUUUUGAUAUUCAAAAAUUAUCUGUAGGGGCCCACCCGGUGGCGUAGUGGUUAAGUUCACAUGGCCCAGGGUUCAUGGGUUCGGAUCCCUGGCGUGGACCUACGCACCGCUCAUCAAGCCAUGCUGUGGCAGCAUCCCACGUACAAAAAAAUAGAGGAAGAUUGGCAUAGAUGUUAGCUCAGAGCCAAUCUUCUUCAGCAAAAAGAAGAGGAUUGGCAACAGAUGUUAGCUCAGGGCGAAUAUUCCUCAUCAAAAAAAAAAAACUACCAAAAAAAAGAAGAAAAAAUUAUCAUCUCUAGACAAUUUGACUGUAGUUUUAGCCAUAUCCAUAAAACUGUGAGAAGAAAAAUCAUAUGAAGCAAUGAGGUAUGUAAACUGAAUACAGAAAAAAUAGCAUAGAAUCAGAUAUAUUUCAUAAAAGCAAUAUAAAUUUUGUGACCUGUGUUCCUCUUACACUGCUUCACAAUGAAAAUUCAUUGUAUUGAUCAUUAUUUUUUCCCGAGAAGUCAAGAAAUAUUUAAAGUAAAAAAAUAAAUAAAUAAAAAUAAGCCAAAAUUUAGAGUUUUAUGAGGAAUGAAAAUUCUUCUAUAAAUAUUUAAAGGAUACAAGGAAAAUUUUUUUAAAGUACACGAAAAUGGCCUUCUAAGAAUGUUACAUUUUAUGUUAAAAUGUAAAUCUGUUGGUUUUUUUUAGUAAUAAUACACAUCUCAGCUGUAUUUCCCUAAGGCUACUUUAUAUUUUACACUGUUGUUUAAAGCAGGUCAUAUUUUAAAAUCAUGAUAGUUGAAGUCUUUUAUGACAAAUAGAAAACAUGAAAUUAUAUUAAACUACUUUCCUUCGCAUAGUUCCCUUUGAAAACAAGUUUUGUUGCUGAAAUAUUUUCAUGUCAAAUCACAAAUUGGAACCACUCCUAGGGCCCAUUUUGUGCUAUCUGUAUUUGCAUCCCAAUAUCUUUGUUGAGAAUUCUUACCCAGGCUAUUCUUAAAAAGAAUAUUUAGAGUAAAACUACAUUUCCAGGUUAUUAAAGUGACAGCUUCAGGUGUGAAGUCUGCUAUCUGCAGUGUUAAAAUAUGUAUUAUGAAGGGAAAAAAUGUUUCAAAAUAGAAGUACAUUCUUAGCAUUUCCAAAGAUUCUUGUACUAACAUGCACUUCAAAAAAUAUCUCCUUGGCCUUAAUAUAACCCCCUUUGAUUGUAUAUCUGCAUCCUGAAAUGAUCUCCUUCAGUGGCUAAAAAUCAACAAAAAUACCUGCACGUUCUAGAUGAUGCCUGUUCUUACCUACUACUAUGGGAUAUUUCUACCAUGAGGCUAUGUCACUAAAGCAUUUUGAAAAUAAAAAAAUAAAAGAUAACAUGGUAAUUAUUACUUUUUAUUAAUUUAGAGCAUUUGAAGUAUAAAAAUAAAG